AGAAUGCGCAAAGGAAAUUUUUCAUUUGAAAUUCUUGUUGACAAUGAAAUACUACCAGAAUAUGAGAUGCAAUCGAGUGAUAAGUCUAAGCAGACCAGAUCUAGAGAAAAUCAGAAAAUAACUUAUGUAGCGGUUCCACGUUCUACUUGUCACUUUUGCAUAAGAGUUGGAGUUCUCUCUCCUUUAGGCUCAAUGGUUUAUAAAGGAAUACAUUAUGUCGACGGUCAAAACGAUGAUACAUAUAUGGAACUUGAUCCCUUAAAUGAAGACCCUUAUACAUAUAUAUACGGUUUCUAUAACUACGACAAGACAAUUUUUCACAAAUUCAAAUUUGAUACGAGUUAUUGGAAUGAGCAUAAUAUUUUUGUUUCAAAUAUUCCAACAAGAUGUACAAAAGAGCCUAUUGUUAAGAAAGACUUUGGAGUGAUGUCUGUUUAUAUAUUUCCUGCCGAAAGACUACCAGGGCAAAGAUUUAUGACACAAUGUCAGAAUAAUCAAGAAGUGAUGCCAGAGUUACCGGAUAACGUUGAUCCUUUGGAUGUAAUUUUUUUAGAUGAACCACAGAAGGAGCCUAUGCCAAACUUAAAAGCUGUCUCUGACAAACCGAUUGCUGAAUUACAUAUUCGUUAUCAAACGAAAGAAUGGCUGCGGGAUAAAGGAUUUUCAAUUGAAUCUCCAGUAUUGUCUAAUAUUCCAAAUCCUACGCUGUUUGAAGAUCAAGGGUCUAAUGAUGAGAGUGAAUUAAACUUGGAAGAAUCUGAAGACGGCGAAGAGAAAGAAUUUAACAAAGUUUUUGUAACGAUAGAUGAUCAAAACUUUUCAUCAGUAAUUUAUAAUAAUGAUAUGGAAAUUGAAAGCAAUCACAAUUUUGAAGAUGAAAUUGGGACAAAAGUUCUUGAAGAUGAAGAAUUUGGAAGCAAGUGUAUUAAAGAAAAAAACAGAGCUGAAAGUGAGAAUCCGAAUCAUAAGGUUGUCAGAAAGAAUACGAAAAGUAGUAUACUCGGUAAAAAAAUCACAGCAGAAAGUAAUAUGGUAAAUGAAGUUCAAGUGGUUAUUGAUAACAGGUUGAAUGGGAGGUUGAAAGAGAGAUAUAGCGAGAAAUUUAGUGAUAAAUUUCGAGAGGACUCAAUUAAUGAUAAGGAAGGGAAAAGAACAAACAUUAAUAAUAUUAUACGGGGUGAAGAUGGAAAAGGCGAAAUGGUUAUUGAUAAAGUUGAACUUGAAAAUGAUAAAAAGAAACAUAAGAGCAAGAAGAUAAAAUAUUAUAGCGAUUCGAGUAUUGAUUGGAAUAGUGACGAUAGAAGUGAUUACAGCGAUUCUUCCAGUAAUGAUGAAUUUGUUUCAUUGUCAAAGAAGAGACUAAGAACAUCCCCAUCUUUGUGCACGGGCAUUAUCUGCGCCAGUGAGGAGUUAUCCGAGGCCAGAUUAUUGCUAAUUGCAAACUAUACCAAUAUACGUCUUUACGACGCCUGCAAAGGUGUCGGAAAGCAAUAUUUGGAAGGGGGAAACCCUUUAUUAAGAAUUAUUAGCGGGUUUGGAGAUGCUUCAAUACAAGAUCAAUUAUUAGCUGAAGUCGAACAUUUACCUUCCAUCGUUUUAUCCGAUCGUCAAUUAUGCGAUUUGGAAUUAAUAAUGAAUGGAGGUUUUUCUCCAUUGGAAGGUUUUAUGAAUCAGAAGGAUUAUCAACGUGUCGUUAAAGACCUCCGAUUAAGUAAUGGAUUAUUGUUUUCUAUGCCAGUUACUCUUGAUGUAUCGCAGCAAGAUAUUGAUAGUUUAGGUUUGAAACCGAAAAAAAGGGUAAUUUUACGUGAUCCUCGUGAUGAUGCACCAUUAGCCAUUAUAACUAUACAAGACAUAUAUACACCUGAUAAAAUUGAAGAAGCUACCAAAGUUUUUGGUGAUAAUGAUAUCGCGCAUCCUGGAGUAAAAUAUUUACAUGAACAAACGAAACAAUUCUAUGUGGGUGGUUCUAUUGAAGCCAUUCAAGCUCCAAAUCAUUACGAUUAUGUUGCUCAUCGAUACACUCCGGCCGAACUUCGUGCUCAUUUCAAAAAACUUAAUUGGACUCGAGUCGUUGCUUUUCAAACACGUAAUCCUAUGCACAGAGCUCAUAGGGAGUUAACAGUUCGAGCAGCACGUAAUAGGCAAGCAAACGUUUUGAUUCAUCCUGUUGUUGGUUUAACCAAACCAGGUGAUAUCGAUCAUUAUACAAGAGUGAGAGUUUAUCAAGCUCUUAUGCCUAAAUACCCUAAUGGAAUGGCUGCAUUAAGUUUAUUGCCAUUGGCCAUGAGAAUGGGAGGUCCAAGAGAAGCCGUUUGGCAUGCCAUCAUUAGAAAAAAUUUUGGUAAUACGCAUUUUAUUAUUGGAAGAGAUCAUGCUGGACCUGGAAAGAAUUCUAAAGGUUCCGAUUUUUAUGGUCCUUAUGACGCGCAGAAACUUGUCGCGGAAUAUAAAGAUGAAUUAAAAAUUGAGGUGGUACCAUUCCAAAUGGUAACAUAUAUUCCUGACUCAGAUGAGUAUAUGCCAGUGGAUGAAGUACCAGAAGGUACAACGACAUUAAAUAUUUCUGGCACAGAACUAAGGAGAAGAUUAAGAACGGGUGGUAAUAUCCCUGAAUGGUUUUCCUAUCCUGAAGUUGUAAAGGUUUUAAGGGAAACCCAUCCUCCAAGAUCUAAACAAGGAUUUACAUUGUUUUUAACCGGUUAUUAUAAUUCUGGUAAAAAUUCUAUUGGCAAAGCUUUGCAAGUCGUGUUAAAUCAACAAGGUGGUAGAUCCGUUUCUUUAUUAUUGGGUGAAACUAUUAGACAUGGAAUUUCUUCUGAUCGGGAUCAAAACAUAGCUCGUAUAGCUUUUGUAUCGGCGGAACUUACAAAAGCUGGUGCAGCUGUUAUUGCAGCCCCAAUUGCUCCAUUUGCUGAAGCACGUGCUAAUGCUAAAACGCAUAUUGAAACCUAUGGAGGUUUCUAUUUAAUUCACGUUAAUACUCCUCUUGAACAUUGUAUCAAGACUGACAGAAAAGGUGUUUACAAGAAAGCACAAUCUGGUGAGAUAAAAAAUUUCACUGGAGUUGAUGAUCCUUAUGAAGCACCAACUGAUGCAAGUAUCGUCGUUGAUGUUAGUAAACAAAGUAUUAGUGAAAUUUGUCAUCAAAUUGUAUUGUUACUUGAAAAAGAUGGGUAUAUUGGAGAAAGAUAA
Messenger RNA from Funneliformis geosporum, 3195 nucleotides. The record is from the annotation of a GenBank genome assembly. Lineage: Eukaryota; Fungi; Glomeromycota; Glomeromycetes; Glomerales; Glomeraceae.